UUGCUCGUCUCCAUCCCGUCGGAUUCUACUUGUGUAAUUUUCGAUGGAUUCGGCGUGGACUGUGGGGAGAAGCGUAUAUUGGUAUUUCGAGUAAUUUCAUCGAAAAGGGUGGGCGUGUUGUUCAUCCACAUCUCCUCCUAUAAUUACACUUCCGUAACCUCGCUCUCAGCUCCUUCGUACCAACAAGAAUCUCCCUCUCUCCCUCUGCUUGAUCCGCCGUCUCCAACCAAACCUCCUUUGCAGUCUUUUUGUGUUGGAUUUCCUUUUCCCGUUGCCGCUUUUCCUCAUCCAGAUUUCGUGAGCUUUUAGAAGCAAAUCGCGUUUCCGAUCGACUUGAAUUCAUCCGCCGAGAUCUGUCCGCACUAGGCUUCUCGCGCUCUGACCGAUAUCAUCCAGGCUUAGCCAGCUGAAGCUCCAUUGGUGUCGUGUGCUGCUGGGGGGUGUUAACGUUGAAUUGGAUUCUGCAGAUCGUAGCUGUUGAGACUUGAGAGAUGGCAUCAUCAACAGCUGGUCCCACUGGAUGGUUGAGAGGAAGGGUGAAAGCCGUUCCUUCGGGUGACUGCUUGGUAGUAAUGGCUAGCACCAAAGAGGAUAGACCACCUCCUGAGAAGACUGUCACUUUGUCGUCUCUUAUUGCUCCUAGAUUGGCCCGUAGAGGUGGUGUUGACGAGCCAUUUGCAUGGGACAGCAGAGAGUAUUUAAGAAAGCUUUGCAUAGGAAAGGAAGUCACUUUCAAGGUGGAUUAUAGUGUGCCAUCGAUAGGGCGAGAAUUCGGAUCUGUUUUCCUUGGUGAUAAGAAUGUUGCAUCAUUGAUUGUUUCUGAAGGCUGGGCGAAGGUCAGGGAUCAGGCUCCGCAGAAAGGAGAAGUUAGUCCUUACCUUGCAGAACUGGUAAACCUUGAAGAGCAAGCUAAGCAACAGGGUCUAGGCCGCUGGAGCAAGGCACCGGGUGCUGCAGAGGCAUCUAUCAGGAAAUUACCUCCCUCAGCCAUUGGUGAUCCUAGUAACUUGGAUGCCAUGGGUCUAUUGGCUGCAAAUAAGGGCAGGCCCAUGCAAGGUAUUGUUGAGCAGGUUCGUGAUGGAAGUACUGUUCGUGUCUAUUUGCUUCCAGAGUUCCAGUUUGUUCAAGUAUUUGUUGCUGGAAUCCAGGCUCCAUCAAUGGGAAGAAGGGCUCCAUCAGAAACUGUUGUUGAAACAUUAGUGGUCUCGGACGAACAAAAUGGAGAAGUUUCUGCUGAAUCCCGAUCCCCAUUAACAUCAGCACAAAGGCUUGCAGUUUCAACGUCAUCACCUGCUGAAGUUGCUGCUGAUCCAUUUGGAAGGGAAGCCAAAUAUUUUACAGAGACUCGUGUUUUGAACAGAGAUGUCCGUAUUGUUCUGGAGGGUGUUGACAAAUUCAGCAAUUUGAUAGGAUCAGUGUAUUAUCCUGAUGGAGAAUUGGCGAAGGACCUGGCAUUGGAACUUGUAGAAAAUGGUUUGGCAAAGUUCGUUGAAUGGAGUGCUAACAUGAUGGAAGAUGAUGCCAAGCGGCGGCUGAAGUCUGCUGAACUUCAGGCAAAGAAGAACCGAUUGAGGAUUUGGACAAAUUAUGUACCACCAUUGACAAAUUCAAAGGCAAUUCAUGACCAGAAUUUCACCGGAAAGGUUGUUGAAGUUGUAAGCGGAGACUGCAUCAUUGUGGCUGAUGAUUCUGUCCCAUAUGGUAGUCCACUGGCAGAGAGACGAGUUAAUCUUUCAAGUAUCAGGUGUCCCAAAAUGGGCAAUCCUCGUCGUGAUGAAAAACCUGCUCCCUAUGCUCGUGAAGCAAAAGAGUUUCUACGAACACGCCUUAUAGGUCGACAGGUGAAUGUUUCAAUGGAAUAUUCUAGGAAGGUCAGCAUGACAGAUGGAUCUACAGCUGUAACUGCAACUGCAGACUCGAGGGUAAUGGAUUUUGGAUCAGUCUUCCUUGUGGGUGAUGAUACCUCAACUGUUUCAAAUGCUGCAGGCAGCCAGCCAGCUGGGGUGAAUGUUGGUGAGCUGGUGGUUGCACGUGGAUUUGGCACCGUUAUUAGACAUCGGGAUUUUGAGGAAAGAUCAAACUACUAUGAUGCUCUCCUCGCUGCAGAGUCCCGCGCUAUUUCUGGGAAGAAGGGGAUCCAUUCUGCCAGGGAUCCUCCUGUAAUGCACAUCACAGAUCUGCUUACAGCAUCAGCAAAGAAAGCUAAAGAUUUUUUGCCAUUUCUGCAAAGGAGUCGGAGGAUGCCUGCCAUUGUGGAGUAUGUCCUCAGCGGUCACCGGUUUAAGCUGUUAAUUCCUAAGGAAACAUGCAGCAUUGCUUUCUCAUUCUCAGGUGUCAGAUGUCCUGGUCGUGAUGAGCCUUUUUCAGAUGAAGCAAUUGCACUGAUGAGGCGAAAGAUAAUGCAGAGAGAUGUUGAGAUUGAAGUGGAAACUGUUGAUAGAACUGGAACUUUUUUGGGGUCUUUAUGGGAGUCGAAGACCAAUAUGGCAGUAACAGUCCUUGAAUCUGGCCUGGCAAAGUUUCAGAGUACCUUUGGCAGUGACAGAAUCCCAGAUGCUCAUCUUCUCUUGCAGGCUGAGCAAUCUGCCAAAAGACAGAAGUUGAAAAUUUGGGAAAAUUAUAUUGAAGGAGAGGAAGUUACCAAUGGUUCAGUUGCAGAAGGCAAGCAGAAAGAAGUGCUGAAGGUAAUUGUUACAGAAGUCUUGGGUGGCGGAAGAUUUUACAUCCAAACUGUGGGAGAUCAGAAAGUGGCUUCCAUUCAGCAGCAGCUUGCUUCUCUGAACAUUCAUGAAGCUCCUGUGGUUGGUUCUUUUAACCCUAAGAAAGGCGACAUUGUCUUAGCUCAGUUUAGUGUCGAUAAAUCAUGGAACCGAGCAAUGAUUGUGAAUGCGCCUCGAGGAGCUGUUGAAUCCCCACAUGAUAAGUUUGAAGUGUUCUACAUUGACUAUGGAAAUCAAGAAGCUGUUCCUUAUAGCGAGCUACGGCCUCUUGAUCCUUCAGUGUCCUCUGCAGCUGCCAUUGCUCAGCUAUGCAGCCUUGCAUUCAUAAAAGUUCCAAGCUUGGAGGAGGAUUUUGGUCAAGAAGCGGCUGAGUUUUUGUCUGAAAUCACACUAAACAGUUCAAAAGAACUCAGGGCUGUGGUUGAGGAAAGGGAUACUUCAGGAGGAAAAGUGAAGGGGCAGGGAACUGGGACAAUUUUAUUUGUUACUUUGUCAGGUGUUGAAAAUGAAGACAGUAUAAAUGCUGCCAUGCUGAAGGAAGGGCUUGCUAGGUUAGAAAAGCGGAAAAGAUGGGACUUGAAGGAGAGGCAAUUGGCCCUUGACAAUCUGGAAAGCUUCCAGGAAGAAGCUCGGCUUAGUAGGCGGGGGAUGUGGCAAUAUGGGGAUAUCCAGUCCGAUGAGGAAGAUGCAGCACCUCCAGCUAGAAAAGCUGGUGCCCGGCGAUGAAUUUAACCCCCAAGUUUCCUGAAAUGAGGGUUGUUAAAAAGAGGACUACUGCGGCAGCCCAUAAUUAAUUAGUGGCAUGUUGAUUUGUUGCUAGAGUUAUAAAAGAAUAAAUGCUGUUGCGGGCUAAACUUGCUCAAGGUUAUUUUGUUUUAUUUUUUUUUAUUUUUUUAUUUUAGAAGAAAAAAAUUGAAGGGAGGUGAGGGAACAAUUUUUUUUUUCCGUGUUUUUUUUUUUAAAUUUUUUUCUCUCUUAAUAAGUUGUGCUUGGCGCAGAUUAUCUUGUCCUAGUCUGGGGACGUCAUUGCAAUUUUUGUGAGUUUAGGAAUGUAAUAGAUUUUACUUUGGUCUUCCUUCCAUGUAACAGUUUUUAGUUGAAGUGCUUUUUUCA
Messenger RNA from Malania oleifera, 3833 nucleotides. RefSeq names its product ribonuclease TUDOR 1-like. Gene Ontology annotation, molecular function: RNA binding; nuclease activity. Gene Ontology annotation, cellular component: cytosol; nucleus; RISC complex. Gene Ontology annotation, biological process: mRNA catabolic process; regulatory ncRNA-mediated gene silencing. NCBI's taxonomy places the organism in Eukaryota, Viridiplantae, Streptophyta, Magnoliopsida, Santalales, Ximeniaceae. The record is from RefSeq and is a predicted model, not a curated record. The transcript has 16 exons. Bases 492 to 3446 code for a protein of 984 amino acids.